Cucumis melo (muskmelon) is the source of this 3453-nucleotide messenger RNA. RefSeq names its product probable alpha,alpha-trehalose-phosphate synthase [UDP-forming] 9. Lineage: Eukaryota; Viridiplantae; Streptophyta; Magnoliopsida; Cucurbitales; Cucurbitaceae. Bases 331 to 2913 code for a protein of 860 amino acids. The transcript is spliced from 4 exons. Gene Ontology annotation, cellular component: cytosol. The record is from RefSeq and is a predicted model, not a curated record. Gene Ontology annotation, biological process: trehalose biosynthetic process. Gene Ontology annotation, molecular function: catalytic activity.
GACUCGGCUAAGGGUUGAGCCAAUGAUAAUUACAAAAUUCUCUUUUGGAUAAUUAUCGUAUUUAUUUAUAUACCUUUCUCUUUUUUCUAACUUCAAUUCUUUCUUUUUUUUUUUUUUUUUUAAAUUUAUUUUUCCUUUUUACUCUCUUCUUCUGAUGAAUUGAUCGAUCGAUCGAUCAAUCAAACAAACUACACCUUAGUUUUCUUCAUCAUCCUCUCCCGAUCGCUUCAACUGUUUGAGGGUACUUGCACUUUACUUGCCGAUCAAGUUCUUGUUUUUCUGGUUUCAUCCGUAUGAUUGGAUACUGAGAGGAAAAUAUUGAGGAAACUCAUGGCAUCAAGAUCUACCGCUAAUUUUUUGGACCUGGCUUCUGGAGAUUUACUGGAUGUUCCUCGUACACCCAGGUCCCUGCCACGGGUAAUGACUGCUCCUGGAAUUAUUUCUGAAUUAGAUGAUUAUGGGAGUAAUGACGGAGACUCGGAGUCUUCAUCUGUAUACCGUGAGCGCAAAAUCAUAGUUGCAAAUAUGUUACCUUUGCACGCUAAAAAAGAUGGGCAAUCUGGCAAAUGGUGCUUCAGUUUAGAUGAGGAUUCAAUUUUAUUGCAGCUAAAGAAUGGUUUUUCACCUGAGAUGGAGGUUAUAUACAUUGGUUCCCUCAAGGUUGAAAUCGACCCCAACGAGCAGGAGGAGGUUGCUCAGAAACUGUUCGACAAUUUUAACUGUGUACCUACAUUUCUUCCUCAUGAUCUCCAGAAGAACUUUUAUAUUGGGUUUUGCAAACAGCAGUUAUGGCCCUUAUUCCAUUACAUGCUACCCAUGUGCCCAGAGCAUGGUGAUCGCUUUGAUCGGCAGCUUUGGCAAGCCUAUGUUUCUGCGAACAAACUAUUUGCUGAUAAGGUGAUGGAAAUCAUCAAUCCUGAGGAAGAUUCUGUUUGGGUUCAUGAUUAUCAUUUAAUGGUUCUUCCUACAUUUCUGAGGAAGCGCUACAAUCGAGUUAAACUUGGAUUUUUCCUGCAUAGCCCGUUUCCAUCAUCAGAAAUCUAUCGAACUUUACCAGUUCGGGAUGAGAUUCUCCGUGGCCUGUUGAACUGUGAUUUACUUGGUUUUCAUACGUUUGAUUAUGCCCGUCACUUCCUCUCAUGCUGCAGCAGAAUGUUGGGCUUGGAUUAUGAAUCUAAGCGUGGUCAUAUUGGACUAGAUUAUUAUGGUCGCACGGUAUAUAUCAAAAUUCUGCCUGUAGGCAUUCACAUGGGUCGGCUGGAAUCAGUGAUGAAUCUUCCAUCUACAUUUGCUAAAGUCAAAGAAAUUCGAGAUCAGUUCAUGGGGAAGAAAUUAAUUCUUGGUAUUGAUGAUAUGGACAUUUUUAAGGGUAUAAGCCUGAAGCUUCUUGCUGUGGAACAGCUUUUACGGCAACAUCCUGCGUUGCGAGGCAAAAUAGUCCUGGUUCAAAUAGUGAACCCUGCAAGGGGUUCGGGGAAAGAUGUGCAUGAAGCUCAGAAGGAAGCCUACCUGGCUGCAGAAAGGAUCAAUGAAGCUUACGGUUCAAGUAACUACAAACCAGUAAUUCUGAUUGAUCGCCCCGUCCCACGUUUUGAGAAGACUGCUUAUUAUGCUUUAGCAGAAUGCUGCAUAGUGAGUGCUGUAAGGGAUGGCAUGAAUUUGGUUCCAUACAAGUAUAUUGUUUGUAGGCAAUCAACUCCUCUCAUGGAUGAGGCUCUGGGCUUACAAAUUGGUUCUCCUAGAACGAGUAUGCUUGUGGUGUCUGAAUUUAUUGGUUGCUCACCUUCUUUAAGUGGAGCAAUCAGAGUUAAUCCUUGGGACAUUGAUGCUGUUGCCGAUGCAUUGGAACUAGCCAUAACCAUGCAGGAGUCAGAGAAGCAGCUGCGACAUGAGAAACAUUAUCGAUAUGUCAGUUCCCACGAUAUUGGAUAUUGGUCUCGUAGUUUUAUGCAAGAUUUGGACAGAGCAUGUCAAGAUCACUAUAGUAAACGGUGCUGGGGAAUUGGUUUGGGUCUGCGUUUUAGAGUUGUUUCUCUUUCUCCUGGGUUUAGGAAGUUAACUAUCGAUCACAUUGUCUCGGCUUAUAAAAGAACUCAUAGAAGAGCAAUAUUUUUAGAUUAUGAUGGCACUAUCAUUUCACAAAGCUCUAUAAUUAAGACACCGAGCCCUGAAGUUAUCUCAGUCUUGACUACUCUUUGCAAUGAUCCCUGUAACACUGUGUUCAUUGUUAGUGGGAGGGGGAGAAGUUCUUUAGGUCAGUGGUUCGUCUCUUGUGAGAUGUUGGGGAUUGCAGCGGAACAUGGGUACUUCAUAAGGUGGGGUGGAACUUCAGAAUGGGAAACUAGUCCACUGUCUUCUGAUCUUGAUUGGAUUAAAAUUGUAGAGCCAGUGAUGAGAUUAUAUACGGAAGCAACAGAUGGCUCGUGCAUAGAACAGAAAGAAAGUGCUUUAGUCUGGCAUCAUCAAGAUGCUGAUUCUGACUUCGGAUCCUGUCAAGCCAAGGAAUUGCUGGACCAUCUAGAAAACGUACUUGCCAAUGAACCAGCGGUUGUUAAAAGAGGCCAACAUAUUGUUGAAGUGAAGCCACAGGGAGUAAGCAAAGGGUUGGUCGCAGAAAAGGUUCUCUCAAGAAUGGUGGAUAGUGGAAGACCACCUGAUUUCGUGAUGUGCAUUGGAGAUGAUAGAUCAGAUGAAGAUAUGUUUGAGAGCAUAUUAAGUACCGUCUCCAGUCCUUCACUCCCUUCCGCUCCAGAAAUCUUUGCCUGUACUGUUGGACGAAAGCCAAGCAAGGCUAAGUUUUACCUCGAUGAUACUUCCGACGUCGUAAAAUUGCUGCAAUGCCUUGCCUCGUCAUCACGUCCAAGACCCCGACAACUACCACAGAUGCGUGUUUCUUUCGAGAGUGUUUUCUAAAUUGAGUUGCAUCACUGGAGUGCUUGCUGCUUCUUCUUACACAGAAUUUGAUAGAAGCCAAACGAGUUGAUGAAGGUAAUUGGAUAAUCACUCUCUCAAUCCACACUCAUCCUUGCUUUCUUUCAAAGAAUCCCGUGUGAGAAUGACGUUUGGAGUUUGGUUAUUAUGGGCAUGGUAAGGCCUUGCUGAUGCAGUUUUAUGCUCUUCUUAAUCAGCACUUGAGCUGGUUUUUAUUAACUUGGAAGAGGUAUAUUGGUGAUUUUCGUCAAUAUUCUCAAGAACUAGAGUUUCCUUUUGUAUAUAAUAACAGCAUCAUUUAUUAACUUCUGACGCCCACUAUAAGUUUGUCCUCCUCUCCAUGAGAUGGUGUCAAAUAGUGGAGCGUUUUAUACACUUUAGGGGGGGCAGCAUUAACUUGUAUAGGAAAAAAAACUCUUUCUUGUCCACAUUGCAUAAAGUCCGAUUUGAUGCUCAUUUUUUUUCUUCUACAUUGUGAUUCUUUAGUUGCAAGCAGUAAAUUACAGGUUCUUAUUGUUGAAA